ACGUCAACUGAGAUUCCCGCAACAGAACAAUUUGAAGCAGUUACAUCAUCAAUUGGCAACGAUACAGCACCAGCAGAUGUAACAACACAAGUUGUUCAUACCGAGAGCCUUGCUAUAGAGAAAAUAUCAAAGCCUGUCAGUGAAGUAUCACCUACUGUUACAGUGACCACCGGAAAUGGAUCUGCUACAGAUGAUGUAAUUAGCACAACUAUUUCAACAGCUUCUGUAAUAAAUGAAACUGAAUCGUUUUCAUCUGUACCAUCUUUUAAUGAAACAACAUCGCCAUCUACAACUGAAGUUGUACAGAGCCACACAUCGGCAGAAACUGUUCCAGAUCUUAUUGAACCUGCACAGACUACCACAGAAACACAAACAGAUUCUCCCUCUCUGUUAAUAAACACCACAGAUACAAGUUUAUUAACGACAAAACAAGUAUAUAAUGACUCUACAGCCAGUGUUUCAGAUAUGGAAUCAACAACCAUCAGUGAUUCUGUGCAAGAGACUUCACCUGCUGAUAUAAUUAGUGAAACAUUCACAACAGAAACACCGGUCAAUGUUACAGAUACGAUCUAUGCUGACAACAUGACAACAGUUAAUAUGCAAGAUACGACAGAGACAAGAAAUGCAACCGAUAUAUUUAAUACAACAACAACGACGGCGACAACAACAACAACGACAACAACAACAGCAAAACCAGCUGAGGAAGCAUUCCUUGAUGAAUAUGAAGAAGCUGCAUUCAAUACAUCGUAUGUUCCGACUGCUAUAAAUAUAACUGAAGAAACAUCAGUUAUUUCGACAUCAAAUAAUACGAAACAAGGUAAAACAACGAUCACAAUUCCUAUAGCAACAACACUUUCAUCUUUAGAGACCGGAAAUGUGACAGAAACUGCAACUUUUACAACAAGUGAUGUUGUGAACAAUGUUACCGAACUCUUAAAUGAUACGAAAUCGACAAAUGUAAACAAAACAAGCGAAACAGAUGUAACUACGAGCUCGUCCGUCAUUACAGAGUCUGUGAUGGAAACUGCUUCUGUCGCCAUUGACAAUGUUACAGUCCUACCUACAUCAGUAUCAUCUAUUCCAAUAAAACAAAAUGUUACACAAACUGUUUCAACAUUAAACGAUACAACUGAAACCGAGACAGCAAAUAUAACAGAAGAGACCCAGAAGCAACCACUAGUGACAAAAUCUUUACAGACAGAUACAGUAACAGAAUAUGUCACAACUACAGUUGCACAUGAAGGUAAUGUAACAAUGAAAGUUGUCCAGCCUCAAAAUCAAACUUUGCUUUCAAACGAUAACGUCACCUCAGUUGUCCACUCGGGAAAAUCGGCUGUUCUAAAUACAACUAAGGCUUCCACGAUGACAACACAGUCCCAAGUUAUAGUCGAAUCAACCACAGUUUCUGGCUACAAUACGUCGGAUUAUUACGAUGUGUACAACGACACUGAAUAUUACUACAUCACAACUGAAAGUCCUAGUGCAACUACCAAUGCUCCAGAUAUAGCUGUCGAUGUACCUGUAGCAAACGUUACUGAUUUUAGUGCUCCAAAUGUUACAAAUGUUGUAAAAGCUACCACAAGCGGUGUGAGGACAAAUACAACUGAUACUGUAACUGCUUCAGCAACAACAGAUGUAGUCUCAACUCGAGAGGGUCAUUCAGUUACAACACUAUCAAGUCAUGUAACAAGUGAAAGUCAGACUUCAACGGAAAGAGAAACGCAGGUUCCCGAAUACGAGACGGAUUUUUCAACUAGUGCAACGUCAUCAGCGCCAUAAUGAUCAGGUUUAUAUCGAGACAACGCUAUAUCAAAAUUGUGUUGAUAUGAUAAAGGGACAAACGUGCUGAUUAUAAUUGAAAUGAUGGAAAUUGAUGCCAUAAAGGAAGCUUCGAAGCAGUUAAUCGUGCUAGUGAAAUCCGUGCGAGCAGAAAUGUCUCGUUUUGUAUUUACUGAACAACAUAUAAUGUUUGAUUGUGAAUUAAGUAAUAUGUUGUGUUGAUUUUAAUCUCAAGAAAAAAGGGUAUUAUAUUUAAACUGAGGACAAAGGAAAAUCGCACAAAGACAUACCCUUAUAAAUGUGUGUGUGGUCUUAAUGUGUCUAAAACAUUUGCUCCUGGACUCUUAAUAUUUUUGCUCAGUAGCCUAUGAGAGUCUUUUUGUGCAUGUGUAUUUCCAACAAUGUGUGAAAAAAGAAGCAAGCAGAGAAAAAAAGACUUUUGCAUUAAAACCAUUUGACCCAUUUACUGUAAAUAAUUCUACGUAAAAGCAGGAAAAAUUGAACACAUACAAAUGUUUUAAACAUUCUUAAUAAGGAAAAAUAUGUUUAUAUGUUUAAACAUUGCCUUUUUUCGUUGCUUAAUCUCAUUUAGCAUACAUUUAUGUAUACUAAAGGUUAAUAGUUUUUUACGAAAUAUGCAAUAUGCCAUAAACAAGACGUGUAACCGAACAAAAUUUACCAUAGCUAAGACGAGUAUGUAUCAUGUUCAAUGGCUCAUAAUAUUUUUUUUUUCAUAUGUACACAUGUAAAUAAACGUCAUAGUUGUAAAUAAUAUACAUAUCAUUAAUACUCGACAUGUACAUACUUUAAUAAUAUUAACUAUAUAACAAUAUUAUAUUUUAUAUAAUAUUUUUAAUAGCUAACUAAUGUCCAUAUAUUACACAAGUAAUGUAAAAUACAUGACGUCAUUGACCCUAUGUUAAGUCAAUGCGUCAAGUCACUACAGAAGUUAAAUAAAUAGGUGGCGUCACUUUGUAUAGUCAAUAGGUGACGUCACUUUAUAAUCAAUAGAUGACGUCACUUUACAAUUGGGCAUCACAAAAUCAUGUUUGUUUUUCGACAUUUUCGGGCUUUCUGAUAUGAUAUGUAAUUAACGUAUAGCAUUCAAUUAAUAUAAUUUCGUAAUUACUUGUAUUUAAUUGUCUUUGAAAUGUUUUAUUGUCGUCAUAUUGCACAAGAUGUUAGUUAAUUAUAAGCCAAUAAAAAUGACAUCAUAUAUUUAUAUACAUUAGAUAAUCAUUUAAUGUUAUAACAUUCACUUGUAUGAUAUAUCAAUAUAGCACUAACAUAUUUUAUCAGAUCUUACUUGAAAUAUGAUAUUUAAGAUAAAAACUCGUGACAACAAUGUAUAUAUUAUAUAAAUAUAUACAUUUUCGAAAAUUUCUCCAUUGGUGGUCCUGUUUGAAGGACUUUUAAUAGAAACGUAUGUUUUUGAUAAUAAAUAGCUUGAAAAUGACAUGGACUUUGCUUUGUUAUAUAUUAUAAAAUAUUAUUAAUUGUUAAUCUUUGUAAAUGAAAAUAGAUAUAUAUCUUUCACUUACUUACCUCGACUGUUUUAUUCUUUGUUUUAAAUCACAUUUAAGAGUUGUCUUAAUAAGGCAUGUACUUUGAAUGUACGUUUGUCUCUAGAAACCACUUACUGUUUAACUUACGUUUUGUAAAAUCUUUUUUAUGUUAUGGUCAUGUAUCAAUAGAGAAAAAAAGGAGGUUUAAUUUUUUAAAUCCUUAGAACCUUCGAAAUCAAUCUGAAAAGUACACAAUAUAAUUCCUUUAAAAAUGCAUUAUUUUAGCAGAUUUAAUAUUAAGAACAUUUUUAUAUAGAUAAUGGUUACUAGUAUCGUAUAAGAACAUAAAAGAAAAAAAAACCGAACAAAAACUAAAACAACAAAUAAAAAACAUACGAAUAAAAGAUAUCUUCAAAUUGUCUCCUUGCUUGCAUUAAUCAAUUAAUGCAUAAAUCAUUUCAAUUAUUACAAACUUAGAAUUACCAAUUGAGAGUUUUGUACUUGCCUUAUUCGGCUGCGAAGCAGCCUAGUCUUAUAUGAUUUUGAAUAAAAGGCAUGGUUUACUGCAAUGACACGAAUUACUUUGCGAGUCGUCAAUAAAAACAGAAGUACAUAAAAUCAUUCACAUUCAUCAGCUUUACACUUCAUAACCAACUUUAAAUUUAUGGCUUUGUCGCAAACCUUUUUUUAUUAUGGAAAGACAAUGUUUUCUUAUCUCCGUAUACAAAUAAUGAUUUGGGCAACUGUCUGUGUAUUACUUAGAUUUGAUAUCGUGGAACCAGGCUAAAUUUAAUCAUGUCUCCACCUAUUGGGAAACUGUUUCGCAUUUGAACAAAAGGCAUCGGUGUAAGAGUUGUUACAUUGCACUGUCAUGAAACAUCUGAACUUUUCAAUAUAAUAUUCAUUUUGUUGACUUUAAGAAACAAGGGAACAAGUUCGUUCUGUAGAAAUUUAUCUUUAAAUGUUUUGUAUUUUUCUUUGAGACGAUUCUGUGCGGACAUGGUUCUGAUUUCGAAACCUUAAAUAGCCGCCUUUAAUAUAGUAAAACGAGGUCACACGUGUGCUGUUUUAGUUUGGUUAGAUUUGGUAACGUUCCUGAUGCCUUUAAUGUCUUAUAUACUACUACAUUUAUGCUCAAAUUUGGUGUUGUAUCUUUAGUCAUUUGCUUAUUACAAAAAUUAUAAUCGUUUAUCGAAUAUAAUUAAUUAAUGUCCAAGGCAUUAUAAUAAACCAUCACGAGCAUCACUGUCUAUAUAUAAAUAAGUCAUAUGGUGUCGGAUACAUUACGACAUUGACUGAAGCUUACCCGUCCUGUCACAGUAUAAAAACAAACACUUAUAGUAAGGACGUAAUGCAAUUUUUGUGCCUUUAAUUUCAACAACUACGCAGAUCUAAACAGACAUUCGUCUUGGUAGCAUUUAAUUGGUGUGCAAUGCAUAGUUGGCCAUUUUACACGUGCGUAAAACCUCGCUCUUAUGUAUUUCUAGUAAAUCUUCUUCCCUGUAUCACCCUGGACUAAGAUACUCGGUGGCGGAUCUCUAUGAAGAUUACCAAAUUAUGACCCUGGCGUCAAAAUUGGUUCCGCCUGGUAACACAAAUUUUAGAAUGGAAACUGAUGGUAGAAAUAUUGUUUCCGUGAACUUACCUACAUGUAUGUAACAUUCAGAGGUCGUUUCCUUAACUUUUUCUUAUGAUGUCGUUUGUGUCAAAAUUGGCCUUGCAAUAGUAAAUAGACUUAUAUAGGGGAAACUUUGAUUUUGGGAUAAAAUUGGUGCCAAUCAGGUGUGGAUCCAGGUUUUUUAUUUUGACCAGAAGUGAUAAUAAAAUUUUGACAAGGCAAACUGGUAAUGCAAAUGGCAAUGUAGAUACCGCUACGUGUUAUGAUGCAAUGCAACUCAUUUAUUUUUCGUACUAGUAAACAUAAAGACAAUAAAAGGCAUCGUAAGCAAACGUGUAUUAGCUACACCAAGAUUUUAACAAUUUAACAAUGUAUAAAGAAACAGGAAAAGUCUAAAUUGAUCUAAAUGAACCCUCGUAUUCCAGAGGGAUUUUAAAUUUUACUAGUAUAAAAAUGAUGACCAAAAUAUGAACUAAAACUGAUUGAAAUUUAUCAGAAGUAUAUUUAAGCAGGAACCAUGCUGACAUUUAAACGCCUUGUUACCUU
Molecule: messenger RNA, 5448 nt
Organism: Ruditapes philippinarum (Manila clam)
Lineage: Eukaryota; Metazoa; Mollusca; Bivalvia; Venerida; Veneridae
Product: mucin-5AC-like
Exons: 1
Source: RefSeq, a predicted model, not a curated record